CGGGGAUGUUUUUCUUCAAAAACACCAGUUGAGCUCAUCUUGUCGAUCCACCCGUCUACCCUGUGCUGACCUUUGGACAUACGGCCCUGCCUGCACAGGACUAGAUGCAUUUAUUAUGGAACACACUCACAGGUCUGCCGAAGCUGGUAGUCGUUGUUUACGGUGAAGAUCUUCAAGACCUGCACUGACAGAGGGCAUCAACUUCAACUUCAUGUCUAAGGAGACGAUCACAAUGAUGAUGAUGAUGAUGAUGAUGAUGAUGAUGAUGAUGACGAGGAGUUGUUGCAACUUCAAAAGAGAGCUCAGAAACCAUUAGACGACAUCACAAACUUGCAAGUGUGAGAGGAGCACAACGAUGAUUAUGAUGAUGACAAAUUGUAUUUGUUUUUGUUUGGGAAGUCUAGAUUUCUGUGUUUAAGAUAUUGGAGAGGUGAUUAUGGCAGAUGGCAUCUGCUAGAGAUUGAGUGGUGGUCUGUUAGACAUAGCACACUCAGUCUGCUAGAGCUUGAGAAAAUAGUAAUUUCCUAUAAUGAAGAUUGGAGAAGGGAGAGGGAGGGAGUGGUUAGGAUUAGGCGUGUCAGCCAUUUGGUAGCACAGAUCUGGGGUGGUGGUCCACUGGUCGUCAAGCCAAGUAUGUCAGCUGUUUCCUCCAGCCUCCAGGUUAUUUAAAUCCAUUUGACAGCACAGAAAAAGAGCACACUUCGCGGUUACUGUACCUGAUUGUCUUCGAGCAACGUGCAAGUUCCAACGUGGAGUCAUCCUUGUUUUGUGUUCUUCCAUUUUGCCUUUGCUUCUGUAUUGCCUGUGAUUCACCUCUUAUCCCCAGAUUGCACACUUGUCCUACAGCUGGGCAGUGCUAAUCAAUCUUUUCUGUAUCGGUCCAAUGUUAAGGGAUAUCCCGAAGGCGAGUUCAUUGACUUCCAGUUGAUCUCUUUUACUCGAAAUUCCGAGGAGGCCAGGCAAUAUUUUUUUUCAGCUCAGUGACCCCUGAGCUCAGUCAACAGUCCACAACAACACGCAGCCGUCCUGGGCGGAGCGAGAACCCGUAAGUGGUGCUGCGUAAAAAAGCACUCCAUACGAAGUACUACCGGUAGUAGGAGAAGGGUACGUUGAUCUCUCAAGCAGUAGGAGAAGUGUUCGUAGCGUUCUAUACGCGCAGCAGAACGGCACAGGAAUCCUCUGUAGCGGCAUCGAGAGGGAAGAGAAAAAGUGCUAGGUCCUCAGCUAUGGCGGCGGAGAAGAAGCACAUCGUCGUCGUCUUCGGCGCCACUGGCGCUCAGGGUGGGAGUGUGGUGAAGCAUCUGCUGGAGGACGGCAAGUAUGCUGUUCGUGGAGUGACCAGAAACGUGGAAUCUGCGAAAUCGAAGAAGCUGGCGGCGAUGGGAGUGGAGAUGGUUGCAGCAGACCAGAGCAAUUACGACCAAGUCAAAGCUGCGUUCAAGGAUGCUUAUGCUGCUUUCGUUGUGACAUUUUUUUGGGAUCCUGCUUCAAUGGGCAAGGAGCAGGAGCGGGGAGGGAUGGCAGCAAAGGCCGCGAAGGAGGCGGGAGUAACUCAUUACCUCUGGUCCACCCUUCCCAAUGUGGAAGAGCAAAGCGGCGGCAAGUGGCACGUACCACACUUCACCGACAAGGCAAAGGUCGAGCCCAUUAUUCGUGGACUGGGAUUCAAGUAUCACACCUUCAUUUCUCCCAACUUUUACUACAGCAAUUUCAAGGCCUUUGGGAUGGCGAGGGAGCGAGAAGACGGCUCCGUUGCUUUCCUGAUGCCUCACUAUGACGCCAACACCGUUCAUUCUGGCUAUGACGUCGACGACAUGGGUCUUCCGAUUCCGAAUGUUCUUGAUCAUCCAGAGGAGUAUCAUGACAAAUACAUUGUCUACGAGGGGUUCACCGCACCAAUCAAGGAAUGGCUGCACAUCUUCACCAAGGUGACGGGCAAAAGCGCGGUGCUAGAUCCAGUCCCGCCAAACGACUACGUAGAAGAACUCGUUCAGAUGUUUGGAUGGUUCAAAGAAUCUGGCUACUACGGGAAACUGGACAGGACUGCAAGUGUGGAUGCGGCGUUCCCGAGGCCGCUGACGACAUGGAAGGAAUAUCUGCUGCACAAGUGGGAUUGAUUUCCGUGCUGCUUCAUCAUCCCCUUCCUCUCCAGGCCAAUUCAUCAGUGUGGUCUACUCCAGCCAGGUUAGGGUAUUGUACCAGUCCGAACCUCAGGUUCAGUUAGGGCAUCGUGCCUGUCCAUGAAGGAACAGUGUCGUAACAGCAAUCAGUUUAGCGAUUGAUUGAAAAGGUUUGAUCGAUUAGCAAUUUUGUAUCGUAUAAUGUUUUGUAGAUAAUGAAAUCGAUGUGCUCAUGCGUUGCAAGUCCAAGAGGAGGUCCAGAGAUCCACAGAGGGCAUCAGCUUCAAGCAUGAGAGGAAUAUCAUGACGAUGAUGAUCACAAUGAACGUGCUGGGAAUGA
This is a messenger RNA of Chara braunii, 2460 nucleotides long. NCBI's taxonomy places the organism in Eukaryota, Viridiplantae, Streptophyta, Charophyceae, Charales, Characeae. The record is from the annotation of a GenBank genome assembly.